Zingiber officinale is the source of this 1034-nucleotide messenger RNA. Its product is annotated as protein yippee-like At4g27745. The transcript is spliced from 3 exons. The coding region runs from base 412 to 732 and encodes 106 amino acids. The record is from RefSeq and is a predicted model, not a curated record. Lineage: Eukaryota; Viridiplantae; Streptophyta; Magnoliopsida; Zingiberales; Zingiberaceae.
AAAAUUUCGAUCUUCUCAUAGAGAGAACAAAAUUUCUCUCUUCCCACCCUUCCGACGCCCAGCGAUCUCCAGUCUUCCUUUCGUUCGAGCGGGUGAAAAGAACAAAUCCAAACUUCACGCAAGGAAUCGAUGAGUUUUUAUAGCCGACGCUCUUCAUUUUCGUUGCUUUUUGUUGACAAAAGAGAGAUUUUUGGAUGAAAUUUUUUUCCUUAUUGAUUUUUUUUUCUUAAUUUUAGGAAUUAACAACAGUAUCUGUCGCUUUCAUUGCAGAAGCCGUCAAUUUCCUGUUCUUUCUUCCUCGCCUUUCCAAGUUCCAGCCAUCGUUUGUUCUUUAUCCCCUUUCCUCCGAAUCCUUGCCCCUCGCCUUCAUUUCCUUGUAGAGGGCUUUUAGAAAGGUGCCGGGAGCGAUUCAUGGCGAGUUUGGCUGGGCCUCGAGUAUACAGCUGUAGUAAUUGCCGAAAUGAGGUUUGCCUUCAUGACGAUGUCAUAUCGAAAGCUUUCCAGGGGAGAAACGGACGUGCAUUUCUGUUUUCUCAUGCCAUGAACAUAGUUGUUGGGCCAAAGGAAGAUAGGCAGCUGACCACAGGACUGCAUACAGUUGCUGAUAUCUAUUGCCGUGAUUGUCGUGAGGUGUUGGGUUGGAAGUAUGAAAGAGCUUAUGAAGAGACACAAAAAUACAAGGAAGGGAAGUUCAUAUUUGAGAAGUCAAAGAUUGUGAAGGAGAAUUGGUAGCAAACGUGAGGAUGGUCACUGAGUAAUCCUCACGAUAGAAGCUAUCUUUCUGUUUGGCAUGGCUGUCUGUGUGAUCUGAAUUAUGAACAGAACAAUCGGUUUCUGUAUAUAUGAUUGCUUCUAGUCAUAUUCCUUCCAAUUGUGCAUCUGUGUUCACUGCUUCUGUAAAGUUUGCCAAUUGGCAAAUGUUCAUCUAUGAAAAUGCACUCAUCUCGUAGAUGUUGGUCCCGAAGUCAUGUAAACAGUUGUUUUUUAGUUUGGACACCUAUAUGGAUCUUCAUUUCUUUUUCUCUUUUUAAAAA